GAGAUUGCAAUGGCGGGCCCACUCUUGUGGCAAAACUUCAAGGUAUUCGUCACCCGCUACCCGAUAAUGCGCGGCAUGAUAUCGUACAGCCUGAUCUGGCCCACGGGCAGCCUUAUCCAGCAAACGGUUGAGGGAAGGCGCUGGGGCACCUACGACUGGUGGCGCGUAUUGCGGUUCAGCAUGUACGGCGGCCUGUUCGUUGCUCCUACACUCUAUGGAUGGGUUAAGAUUUCCAGCGCCAUGUGGCCUCAGACAUCUUUGAGGACGGGCGUCAUCAAGGCGGCGGUGGAGACGAUCUCGUACACCCCCGGCGCGAUGACCUGCUUCUACUUUAUCAUGAGCCUCCUAGAGUCCAAGACGGUGGAGGAGGCGGUCGCCGAGGUGGGCAAGAAAUUCCUGCCCACGUACAAGGUGGCUCUAUGUGUGUGGCCACUGGUGGCCACCAUCAACUUUAGUCUGAUACCCGAGCGGAACCGGGUGCCUUUCAUCAGCGCGUGCAGCCUGUGCUGGACCUGCUUCUUGGCCUACAUGAAGCACCUGGAGCACCACGAGGUGGACGGAGCCAUUUGAUGGUCAUGGUUGUAUUUCAUAAACAGCAUUAAAUAAAAUAGUAGAUCGUAAAAUAAUUGGAAUAAAUUAAAAU
Molecule: messenger RNA, 643 nt
Organism: Drosophila erecta
Lineage: Eukaryota; Metazoa; Arthropoda; Insecta; Diptera; Drosophilidae
Product: protein sym1
Exons: 3
Coding region: 10-570 (186 amino acids)
Cellular component (GO): cytoplasm; membrane
Source: RefSeq, a predicted model, not a curated record